GGUGGUUUAGGCAAGGCGUGUUUGUCUGCAACCGAAACCGCCAACGUCUUCUUCGGCUGACGAAAUGAUGCUCGGCGAACGCCACCGCCCUGCGGCGGUGGUCCACAUAACUCCGUUGAUGAUACCGGAGGAACCUGCGAACGAGACGCGGUUUCCUUUCCCUCUGAGCGGAAUCUCGGUGAGUCCCGAUGGCAAUGUCAAUGGAGGCGGCGACUAUUCUCCCUAUUAUCUGCAGGAAGCCCUAGCGGCGCUACAGCGUUAUCUGCCGCCGGCGAACGAGUCGGAGAUUGAAUCCGAUUCCGAGAUGUUGGCUCGGGAAUCGGAUGUUCCGGUGGAUGCUUACUCUUGCGAUCAUUUUCGUAUAUUCGAGUUCAAGGUGAGGAAGUGCACGCGUGGGAGGUCUCAUGAUUGGACGGAGUGUCCGUACGCUCAUCCCGGCGAGAAGGCUCGCCGGAGAGAUCCGAGGAAGUAUAAUUACUCUGGUACGGCGUGCCCUGACUUCAGAAAAGGAAGCUGUAAGAAGGGGGAUUCGUGCGAGUUUGCGCAUGGUGUGUUUGAGUGCUGGCUCCAUCCUGCUCGUUAUCGGACUCAGCCCUGUAAGGACGGGACCAACUGCAGAAGGAGGGUCUGUUUCUUCGCUCACACUCCUGAGCAACUUAGGGUUUUGCCUCAGCAGAGCCCGAGAAGCGCGAACUCGCCCGAUUCGUAUGAUGAAUCUCCUCUGCGGCAGUCUUUGGAUGGAUCCUGUGCUAAAUCGCUGCCGUUUUUGUCUUCUCCGGUGUCUGUUUCACCAUCGGCGACUCCAGUGGACUCGCCGCCGUUGUCGCCGAUGACUAGGUCGCUCGGCCGCUCUCUUGGCUCGAGCAACAUCAAUGAAAUGGUCGCAUCGCUCCGGAACUUGCAUCUGAGCAAGGUCAAGUCUCUGCCCUCCUCAUGGAAUGCCCAAGUUGGAUCUCCCAGUUACCAUUCUCGAAUCCGACCCGGAUUUUGUAGCCUUCCAACAACACCAACUCGGGCUCCGACUGGUCAUGGAAUUGGGCUUCUAGACUUCUUGGACCAUGGAUUUGAGGAGGAACCGGCGAUGGAGCGAGUCGAAUCAGGAAGGGAGCUUAGAGCGAAGAUGCUGGAGAAGCUGAGCAAGGAAAAUUCUCUGGACUUGGUUGAUUCAAGUCCUUCAGUCUGCGCACCGGAUGUUGAGUGGGUCUCAGAGCUCGUGAAGUGAGUCUGCAAAUUAGACUUUUGGUUGGUUCAAAUGGGUUUUCUCUAAUCAUCAUUCAAUUCUAAUUUUAAGGAAAAAAAAUUAGCUUAAGCCAUGCCUUUUGUUUCAUGUGUAAAUACACUAUGGGAGGCAGCUAAACCUGAAAGAGAUAGGAUUGAAUUUUUAGUUGUGUAAGCCUUAAAUAUCUGUACAUAUGGCUGUUAGAUUUUGAGUUGGGAAAAAAAUUUAGAAACUAGAUUUUGAUGGAGGRGAAGAGAAAUCCGUCUGACUUGAUGUAUAGGUAAUUUAGUGACUGUAGAUCCUCUGGAUCAUGGCUUCUAAUAGUUCUCUACUUUGAUCAUUGUGAUUAUAUUGUAAGUUAAUCUUGUUUCUAAUGCAAUCAUAUGGAUGAACUUAGAUUUAAA
Momordica charantia (bitter melon) is the source of this 1623-nucleotide messenger RNA. RefSeq names its product zinc finger CCCH domain-containing protein 49. The record is from RefSeq and is a predicted model, not a curated record. Gene Ontology annotation, molecular function: metal ion binding. Lineage: Eukaryota; Viridiplantae; Streptophyta; Magnoliopsida; Cucurbitales; Cucurbitaceae.